Messenger RNA from Nilaparvata lugens (brown planthopper), 1840 nucleotides. RefSeq names its product cytochrome P450 302a1, mitochondrial-like. NCBI's taxonomy places the organism in Eukaryota, Metazoa, Arthropoda, Insecta, Hemiptera, Delphacidae. Bases 1 to 1779 code for a protein of 592 amino acids. The record is from RefSeq and is a predicted model, not a curated record. The transcript is spliced from 9 exons. Gene Ontology annotation, molecular function: iron ion binding; monooxygenase activity; oxidoreductase activity, acting on paired donors, with incorporation or reduction of molecular oxygen.
AUGAGGCAGGUAAAAUCAGCUUCAAAAGCAAAGUUGGUAAAGGGCAAAGCUAAACCGAAGCCUAAACCUACACUUAAAGUUAAAUAUCGAUUGAAGGAAACUCUGAAAGACAAAAUGGAAAAGCUAAAUAAACAAGAAAAGAUGAAGAUACUGACAAGUGACAGUAAGAGUAGAACAGCUAAUGAAAAAGUUGAUCUCCAAUCAAAACCUGAGAAAAAAGAAAUUCAACUCCAUACAGAAUCAAAUAGGCUCACAGCUUUGACAAAACAAGAGGAAUUUCCUAAAGUUGGUAGCCAAAUUGCGGCAGUACAGCAGAAUCCACAAAGAAUUGACAAACAAUUACAACAAAGUAAUAAUACAGCAAUCAAGAAAGAUUUGAACGAGCGGGGAAUUAUGCCUUUUGACAGCAGUUACAUCAUGAAACAAUUAGCGAAGUCGAGGCAAUCUGAAUCAAUCGAGGACAUUCCUGGGCCAAAAAUAAUGAGAGCUUGCUCGAAUAUUGUUAAUGCCCUUCCAGUAAUCGGUACGCUGUCCAUCUCAAGUCUCAUGCGGUCCUACAACCGAUUGUGCCUUAGUUACGCUCAUUUUGAUGCUACUUCUUCUCAAAAUAGGGAUGCAAUGAGUAGUGUGGACGACCAGAUGACAUGUGUUAUUGAGCAUUUCGACCUCAAAAAUCUAUUCUGGUCUGCGAGUAGAUAUCACAAUUCUCUGGAAAAAAUAAGUGAUCAAUUGGUUGAGAGAAUCACCUUCACUCGAGAUAUGCACAAUGAGGUCCCUAAAGACUUCAUUAAAGAACUGAACAAAUGGUCUCUCGAAUGCAUGAUGCAAGUAUUGUUUGCCACUGAGAUUGGCUCUCUGAAAAGUACCAGCUACUUGGGGCAUCAAGAAACCGAUAUCAUUUUGAAAUCCUUAACCGAUGCCACCGAUGCUUUGAGAAACUGUGAGUCAGGAAUACAGCUAUGGAGAGUGUAUGAAACAUCCAGCUUCACAAAACUGACACAAUCAAUAAAACAUCUUGAAAGAUUCCUUUGCAAGCAUAUACCUUUGUUGAAGCAUGAAGCGAAGCUUGAACAGAGGCUGGAAAUGCUGCAAUCCAAUCUAGAAUCCAAACAGAAUGCCUCUUCGCUAAUAAGUGGUCUGAUAUUAUCAGGUUACGUUGACGUUGAUAAACUGUUGAAGAUCUGUAUGGAGACAAUGCUGAUAGCUGUUAAUACGACUUCAACAUCACUGGGAUUCGUUCUCUACCAUAUGGCAAGAAAUCAGGAAAAACAGAAAAUACUUCACAAGGAACUAAUGUCGGUGCUGCCUGAUAAAUCAUCCAAGUUAAAUCCAGAGGUUUUGCAAGAGUUGCCCUAUUUGAACGCCGUUGUACAAGAAACUCUAAGGCUGAAACAUCCCAUUCCAUAUUCGGUCAUGAGACUUCAGAGGAGUAUAGUGCUGCAUAAAUAUUACAUUCCAGCUGGAACUUGGGUGAUGACAGCGAAUGAAGUGGCAUGCUUGAGGGAAGAGAACUUCGAGGAUGCGCAACUAUUCAAACCAGAGAGAUGGCUUGAGUCUUCACCUGAAUUGUAUCAGGACACAAUCUCACCUCUACUCGAGGCACAAUUCGAACCGUUCCUUGGUCGAGAUUGGUUGCAGAAACAGCUACUUAUUGGCACAGCUAAGGUCAUAAGAAACUUCAAUGUAAAUUACCGGUAUGGUGAAAUCGGUAAAGAAGGAGAAUUCCUAUCAAAACCUACAAAGCCAUUCCAGUUUGAAUUUUUGGAGCAACAUCUUUAGAAUUCAAUCUUUUGUAUAGUGAUCAUUGUGAAUGUCAUGUCAAUUAAAUUUCUUCGUUUCA